Molecule: messenger RNA, 1983 nt
Organism: Cladophialophora psammophila CBS 110553
Lineage: Eukaryota; Fungi; Ascomycota; Eurotiomycetes; Chaetothyriales; Herpotrichiellaceae
Exons: 2
Coding region: 1-1983 (660 amino acids)
Cellular component (GO): nucleus
Source: RefSeq, a predicted model, not a curated record
AUGCCUACGACAGAAGAAGACAUCGCGUGGUUCCGCUCUACUUUUCAUCCCAUCCCGAAACCUGCUUUGCCAGACGACUGUAUCGAAUACUCCCUCUACAUAAUUUCGCCCUCACUCGAUCCAAGCCAUGACUCUGAGUUGCGACUGCGACUGCGGGAGGUACAGAAAUAUGCAACAGACCUCCAUCGGCAUUAUUUGAAAGACUAUAUAUGGCAGCGCCAAGGGUUUUCCCUAGAGCUGAAUAAAGAGGAUGGUUUGAGUUUUUUGCGCGGGCAGACCGAAUAUGGCGACUCCGUGGAAGAUGAAUGGGCCAUAGUCUGGCUCCUACGGGAGCUGACGAACAAGUUCAAUGACCUAUGGGUCAAAGUCACAGACAGCGAUGGCGAGUUCCUCCUCAUCGAAGCCUCUGGUACAUUACCAUCUUGGCUAGAGCCCGAUGUCGCCGAGAACCGUGUCUGGAUCCACGAUGGGCAGUUGAAAAUCAUCAAGCCUGCGAACGCUUCGAGAAGCUCAAAGCGAACAGAGGAGAAAUUGUCUCUCUCGCAAGCCAGGGAAAUCAUCGUGAAUGAGCCAAAGAGGUUGAUGCACUCGAUAAGCAUGGAGGAAGAAGCAUUCUUUCGACUGCGAAACUAUCCUGCCCAGAUUUCAGAGAACAUGCAUCAUGCGUUGAUCGCAAUACCUCGGAAACUUGCAUAUCUGCUUCAUCACAAGCCAGCCUACAUUGCGCCCGCGGUAGAGGCAUUCUAUCUUAGAGACCCAAUCGCACUAAAACCACUACAAAACAAGGAAAACAAGGACAAGCUGGUUUUCGCCCCUGAAGAUUUCGUGACAGUCAGCGUCAAAUUCCCUCGCGUGGCAUAUGCGCAAAUCAAGUCACAGGAAUUCCCGGCACCAGCUGUAUUCGUGGACGCGAUGCCAUCAGGAACAGAUCCAAAAGCCUAUGUUCGCGCCGAAACGGGGAUGAAAGUCACUUGUGGAUUUGAAAUGCUAGUCUCGGAUCCUCAACAUCAAGAUCGGCCUGCGGUGCGCGAAAUGAAGAUGCUCCUCGAUGACCUAGAUUCUGGAGAUGAGGUCCUACCGUCUGAAACUGAAAUAGCAACAUGGGAUCAGCGGGAAGAUGAUGAGAAGUGGCUUGAUAUCGGUUUUGACGAUCUCGAGAAUGAGCUCGGUGGCCGCCAAGGACAAACCGGAGGCAAAGGCAAGAAAACUGGCUUCGGCGAUAAGGCGGCGCAAGAGAAUCUACAGAGAAUCGUGAAGCAAUUUGAGGAGUUUUUGAACGACGAUAAAGCCGGUCCAGACGGCGCGGGAUUGUUCGACGAAGACAGUGAUAAUGAUUUCGAUGAUGACGGGCUUGAUGAAGAUGAUGAAGAUGAGGACGACGAAGGCGAGGACAAAGAAGCUAGUUUCGGUGAAGACGAGUUUAGCAAGAUGAUGCAGGAAAUGAUGGGCAUGCCGCCAGAGGUGAUGAAGGAGAUCAUGACGGGGAAACUUGGCCCGGGUGCCCAGGACCCGGCCAAUCGAUCUGCGUUGAGACCGCCCGAAGUUCGAGAUUUGGACACAAUGGACGAUGAUGAAGAGGCGGAAGGUGACGCCGACAUGCAGACAUUCAUGAAACAGAUGGAGGCAGAGCUUCGAGGUCAUGGCGCCUUGGACCUCGGAUCGUCCUCGUCCGCCGGCAAACAGAAAGCGAUCAAAGAUUACACGCCAGAGGCUGAGAAGCAGAAUGCUGACGAAGACGAGCCCUACGAGUUGUCCUCGGACGACGACAUCGACAACGAAAUCGACGUCAACUUGGCCAGGAAUCUAUUGGAGAGUCUCAAGGCCCAGGCUGGCAAGGCCGGGCCAGGUGGCAAUCUGAUGGGCAUGAUGGGAUUGCGGAUGCCCAAGGAUGAGCUAGAUGAGGACGACGAUGAUGAUCAGGCUGGGCCGAGCGGAAUGCGUGGCAUGACAGGCGGGAUGUCGAGGAUUGAAGAGCUGAAGUAG